Messenger RNA from Passer montanus (Eurasian tree sparrow), 1763 nucleotides. It is a transcript of the gene ATG14, whose product is annotated as autophagy related 14. The transcript is spliced from 10 exons. The record is from RefSeq and is a predicted model, not a curated record. Gene Ontology annotation, cellular component: phosphatidylinositol 3-kinase complex, class III; mitochondria-associated endoplasmic reticulum membrane contact site; extrinsic component of omegasome membrane. NCBI's taxonomy places the organism in Eukaryota, Metazoa, Chordata, Aves, Passeriformes, Passeridae. Gene Ontology annotation, biological process: cellular response to starvation; autophagosome assembly; mitophagy. The coding region runs from base 1 to 1476 and encodes 491 amino acids.
AUGGCGGCUCCCAGCGGCCGCCGGCCGCAGCCCGCGGGGCCGGGCGGGGGCAGCGGCGCCGGGCCCGGGGCUCUGCGGGGCGCUGAGGAGGACGCCGAGGGUCUCUACGUGGCGGUGGAGCGGUGCCCGCUCUGCAACACCACGCGCCGCCGCCUCACCUGCGCCAAGUGCGUGCAGAGCGGCGACUUCGUCUUCUUCGACGGGCGCGACUCGGAGAGGUUUUCAGAAAAGAAAGAAAGGCUGAUGCAUCUUAAAACCAAACAGAGAGAAUUCCAAAAACAUGUUUUGAAGGCCAUGGAAGGGAAAGAAAUAACUGAUCAGCUGAGAUGGAAAAUAAUGUCUUGCAAGAUGAGGAUUGAGCAGCUGAAACAGACCAUUUGCAAAGAAAAUGAUGAAAUGACAAGACACACAGAGGGGCUGCUGAGGAUUAAAGAGGAGAACCAGAAGCAUUAUCGCAGGGCUCAGAGGCACCAGGAGAAGAAGGAGAAGAUCCAGAAGCACAACAGGAAGCUGGGAGACCUGGUGGAGAAAAAAACCUUCGACCUGAAAACGCAGUACGAGCACCUGGCGAACCUCCGGCGCGCGCACAUCCUGGAGCUGACCUCGGUCAUCUUCCCCAUGGAGGAGGUGAAGACAAGCAUGAGGGACCCUGCAGACGUGUCCUCAGAGAGUGACAAUGCCAUGACCUCCAGCACUGUGAGCAAGCUGGCAGAGGCACGGAGAACCACGUACCUGUCUGGGAGGUGGGUGUGUGACGACCACAACGGGGACACCAGCAUCAGCAUCACGGGGCCCUGGAUCAUCCUCCCCAACAACGGGGACUACUCUGCCUACUACAACUGGGUGGAGGAGAAGAAGACCACACAGGGACCUGAUAUGGAACAUAAUAACCCUGCUCAUACCAUCAGUGCUGCAUUGUGCUAUGCAACUCAGCUCGUUAACACUUUGUCUCUCAUACUUGAUGUAAAUCUUCCCAAGAAGCUCUGCAACAGUGAAUUCUGUGGAGAGAAUCUCAGCAGACACAGGUUCACACGGGCAGUGAAGAAGCUGAAUGCUAAUAUCCUUCACCUCUGCUUCUCUCAGCAUGUAAAUUUAGAUCUGUUGCACCCCCUGCAUACCCUCAGGAACCUCAUGUACCUGGUCAGCCCAGACACCGAGAACUUGGGCAGGUCCGGCCCCUUCGAAAUCAGCGCCGACCUGGAGGACUCCAUGGAGUUCGUGGAGCCCAGCGCGGCGGGCGAGACGGACGAGAGCGGCGACGAGCACGUGAGCGACGAGGAGACGGACCUGGGCACGGACUGGGAGAACCUGCCCAGCCCCAGGUUCUGUGACAUCCCCUCGCAGCAGGUGGAGAUGCUGCAGAGCCAGAGCAGCCAGGUGUCCCAGCCCAUCGCCAGCAGCAGCGCGGGCGGGAUGAUCUCGUCCGCCGCCGCCUCGGUCACCUCGUGGCUCAAGGCCUACACCGGGCACCGCUAGCGGGCACAGGGGGCUGUGCCAGGAACCCCUCCCCGACUGGGCUGUAGUCAACCUUUACCUAUUCAGUUAAGUAGUGCCUGGAACAAAGGAAAGGUCAGACUUGCGUUUUGUAAACCGGAGAAAACCUUUUUAUUUCCCCAAGAUGACCGUGACGGCCCCGUUUUGUAAAUUAGCUCCGUGCUCCCGACGGAUCCUGCGAGGGCACUCGGAUCCUGCGAGGGCACUUCGUGUCUUGGUUCUGUGCAUCGAGGAUUGGCAAAGGACCCAGCAACCUCCAGCUCUACUUU